Molecule: messenger RNA, 1446 nt
Organism: Schistocerca serialis cubense
Lineage: Eukaryota; Metazoa; Arthropoda; Insecta; Orthoptera; Acrididae
Product: putative inorganic phosphate cotransporter
Exons: 10
Coding region: 1-1446 (481 amino acids)
Biological process (GO): monoatomic anion transport; transmembrane transport
Cellular component (GO): plasma membrane
Molecular function (GO): transmembrane transporter activity
Source: RefSeq, a predicted model, not a curated record
AUGGACGAGGCGGCUGCCCGCCCCAGCAUCGCCGCUGGCGACAGCAACCGUGGCACCAGCCUGCGCGGCGUUGGUCUGGGGAUCAGACACCUGCAGGUGGUGCUCAUGUGUGGCGGCAUCACGCUGGCCUUCAUGCUGCGGGUGGACCUGUCCGUGGGCAUCGUCGUCAUGGCCAACAACACCGGCUCCAACCCGGACAUAAAGGACUACGGGUGGAACCCGACGGAGACGAGCACGAUCCUGAGCUCGUUCUUCUGGGGCUACAUCACGACGCAGGUGCCCGCGGGCUGGCUGUCGGGCCGCUACGGCGCCAAGAACUUCCUGGCCGCGGCCCUCUUCCUGUCCGGGGCGCUCACUGGCCUCACCGAGCUGGCCGCAGACCUGGGCGGCGUCGUCCUCAUGUGCGCCCUCCGCAUCGUCAUCGGAAUGGUCCAGGGUUUUAUAUAUCCGUCGACUAACACCUACCUAGCGAAAUGGAUUCCUCCUGAAGAAAAGGGAAGAAUGGGAACUCUAGUAUAUGCAGGUGCUCAGUUGGGAACAAUAGUAGCAAUGGCUGUAUCUGGAGUGUUAGCAAAUAGUGCUGCUGGCUGGCCAUCCAUAUUCUACACAUUUGGUGGUAUCUCAGUUCUGUGGGGUAUUCUUAUUUUCUUCCUUGGUGCAGAUAAGCCAUCUAGCCACAAAUACAUAUCAAAAGAGGAGCAGUUCUAUAUUGAAGACUGUUUGAAUAAAGUUUCACAUGAGGGAGAGAGGAUGCCUACACCAUGGAUUUCAAUACUGUCUUCAAUGCCAUUUAUUGCUCUUGCAGUUGUUCACUGUGGUCAGAACUGGGGCUUCUAUACGUUGCUAACUGAAAUGCCAACCUAUUUCAGCAGUGUUCUUGGAUUUGAUAUUCAGUCAGAUGGAUUGUUAUCUGCAAUGCCAUAUUUAGUAAUGUGGUGCCUAAGUUUUAUUUUCAGCUGGAUUGGGCACCUGAUUGAGAGAAAGAACUGGAUGACAACUGGCACUAUCAGGAAAGUUUUUAACUCUAUUGGUCACUGGGGCCCUGGUUUAGCAUUGCUCAUACUAAGCUUUAUAGAACUUGAAGAUCCAACUGUUGCUGUUGCACUUCUGACCCUCACUGUUGGGCUUAAUAGUGGGAUUUAUUUGGGCUUUCAGAUCAAUCACAUUGAUCUUUCACCAAAUUUCUCUGGCGUGCUGAUGGGCAUGACAAAUGGUCUAGCAGCUCUAACAUCAAUUAUAGCUCCCCUUAUUGUAGGUGCUGUUGUGAAGAACAAUGCCCCUGAAGAAUGGCGAACAAUAUUCCUAAUUGCUGCUGGCUUCUAUUUUAUUGGGAAUCUUAUAUUUAUCAUAUUUGGUAAGGGUGAAGUCCAACCGUGGAAUGAGCCAACUCGUUUAACCAAAGAAAGUGAAGCAAAUUAUGGAACAGCAGCGCCACCUAGUGCAUGA